UCUCCAAGUGUUGAGUGUCCCUGAAUUUAUUUUUGAGUUAUUUUCUAAAUUAUAUUUUUACCUUUGUUUCAGUCACCAUUACUAGACUUUGAUAAGUAAAUUGCAUGUAUCACCGCGCACUUCCUUUUUGGUUUUGUUUACACUGAAAUAAAUCAGUUGUCUCGCUGGGUUAUUAUUUUUUUUUUUUAGCAAACUUGUCAAGGAGGCUUUAGGCUAAAAUUUAGAACUUAAGAAAGUAAUUUUUUUAUCGCAAAUUAAGAAUAUGGAAUCCAGUGCACUGUUAAUAACAGAUUGUGCAAAUAGAUUAAAUAUGUUUGUAGAUAGGCCUACUUCCAAAACCUGUCACUCCUCAUCUUUUAAGUAGAUUAUCAUUAUGCAUUGUUUCUCCCGCUGAAGGCAGGCCCAUAGGAACCGAAGACACAUAAGAGCUGUGUUUUUUUGUUACAAGCCAAUAUGCAUGACCACACUAGACAGUCUUCAAUCAAAGGGAAGGUGAGUAGGUUUAGUCAGUCUGGAAACUAAAGAGAUGGUGGGAUGUGGUCAUCUGCUUACAAAUUGUACUUUAUGCAAUCUUGAGAUUACACAGGCUGGAUUUCUUGUGGAAACAGGAGGAAUGACAUUGUCUUCUCUUACUAAAACCACUGAAGUUGUAUGAUUGGGAGAUGCUUUUGGAAGCUGGAUGGGAAAAACUGUAACUCUCAUACUUCUAGGACAAAUGACAUUGUCUUCUGUUACCAAGACCACUGGUGUUGUUUGACUGCAGAUGCUUUUGGAAACUACCUGAGAAAAAUUGUGAAUCUUUCACUUUUGGUAUGAAUGACACUGUCUUCUAGCAAGACCACUGAAGUUGUACGAGUUGAAUGCAUACGCUUUUGGAAACUAUUUCGGAUAACCUGCAUUUUGGAUACAAUAGAGUACUGUGGAUGCCAUAAGAGUUAAGGAGUCGAUUCCAUUAUGAUGGAAAUUGAAUGGUGGAAGAAUCUGAUUGGUGCCGAUAUCUACGCAACCCUGAAGCAGAUGGAGCAGGAAAUCCAGCCGUUCAGGUGCCAGUGUUCGAAGCUGUGGACGCGGCGCCACCUGGUGGACUGGAUGUCGCUGAUCGUGGAACAGCUGAGCCUGUCGACGGUGACACAGCACCUGGCAGUCUACCUGCUGGACUACUUCAUGGACUGUAUGGAGGUGGAGCACCACCACCUCUACCUGUUGGCCAUGACCUGUCUCAGAGUCGCAGCCAAAUUUGAAGAACAUACAGACAAGGUACCGCGCCCAUCAACAUUGAAUGCUCUUCUCCCGAAGAGUUUCAGUUCUGCUCUACAAGGGUACACCCUGCAGCAGUUCCUGGCCAUGGAGCUCACCCUGCUGAAACAUCACAACUGGCACUUGGCUGUGCCCACGUCGGCAAACUUUUUACCUUACUUUCUGACAAUAGCUGCCGAUGAUGGCGAUCUGCACAAUGGCGUUCCCAUAACCUCCAAGUCUCUAGUCACAUCUUACAUCGAGAAGCAUUCACAUUACUUUCUAGAAAUAUCACUGCAAGACCACACCUUCCGAGGAUAUCACCCGUCUUUAAUAUCAGCAGCAAGCGUAGCAGCGUCUCGUAUCUGUCUGAACCUGACGCCGACGUGGCCAAAGCACAUGAUGCUGCUGACAGAUUACUACCUGGAGGAACUCAUUCCAUGUCUGCAGAUGAUGCUCAGGGCUCGCCAACGAGAUGACAUAAACCAGAACACACCACAGACGGUCGUAUCACUUCCCACAUCGAUGCCGCAAGCAGCUCCACUUCCCAGUGUGCCAUACGGGGUAGCACCAAUUCCCAGUGUCCCGUACGGGGCGGCCUCCACGCAGUACCUCGACUACAGUCCAGACACGCAGGUCCACCACUCGGUGUUCUCACUGGUGGGAACAACGCCCAUUCUAAGUAUGGGUCGAUUCAGUAUUAUUCAAUAGAACAGCCGGCUGUGAUGUUCAGCAUUUCUGUGAUCAGUUGUUAAUAAAAUAUAUUUUCUAAUUACUCAUGUGGACACCAGGAUUCUUCAUAAAGUUGGCUACUCCAGUUGCUGCAUGUGAUCAGCUAGAAUUCUUCACAAAUACAUUUUCUAACCAACUGUGAUCAGAAUUCUUGACAAGAAUUAAUGUAUUUUGUUUUGUGCCUAAUGUGUGGAACCAGAUCGUUUACAGAUACUUAUGUACCAAGUUGCCUGGUGUGAAAACCAAAAUGCUUCAUCAAUACAUUUGUGAUAUGUGGAAACCAGAAUUAUUCAUAAAUACAUUUUCAUUCAAUUGUGAUAUGUGGAAACCAGAAUUAUUCAUAAAUACAUUUUCAUCCAAUUGUGAUAUGUGGAAACCAGGAUUUGUCACAAAUACAUUUUCAUCCAAUUGUGAUAUGUGAAACAAGAAUUCAUCACAAAUACAUUUUCAUCCAAUUGUGAUAUGUGAAACAAGAAUUCAUCACAAAUACAUUUUCAUCCAAUUGUGAUAUGUGGAAACCAGGAUUUGUCACAAAUACAUUUUCAUCCAAUUGUGAUAUGUGAAACAAGAAUUCAUCACAAAUACAUUUUCAUCCAAUUGUGAUAUGUGAAACAAGAAUUCAUCACAAAUACAUUUUCAUCCAAUUGUGAUAUGUGAAACAAGAAUUCAUCACAAAUACAUUUUCAUCCAAUUGUGAUAUGUGAAACAAGAAUUCAUCACAAAUACAUUUUCAUCCAAUUGUGAUAUGUGGGAACCAGAAUUCAUCACAAAUACAUUUUCAUCCAAUUGUGAUAUGUGAAACAAGAAUUCAUCACAAAUACAUUUUCAUCCAAUUGUGAUAUGUGAAACAAGAAUUCAUCACAAAUACAUUUUCAUCCAAUUGUGAUAUGUGGGAACCAGAAUUUUUCUCACAUACAUUUGAAAAAUUUAAACUGCCUGACCUUCAUAACUGAAUUUUCCUUUAAAGUGACUAAUGUGAUAAACUGGAAUUCUUAAUGAAUGAAUUUGCCUAAAGUCUAUGAAUUACUGAGAAGUACAGACACUUUGAGUGCCAUGUGAGAGCCAUGUCAGAAAGGCAGAUACAUUUUCCUGAACCACCUUGUGUUAGAGUUAAGUCAAAACUGUAAUGUCUUUCACCAUUUUACCUCGCUGCCAGAUAGGACUGUGUGUUCAGAAACCUCUGAUAUCAAGAGGUCACUGCAAUAAUAUCAAAGUGCAAUUUGUAAACUAAUUUUCCUCUGAUAUAUAAUAUAAUUGGUGCUAUUCUAAUUUCUCAUCCGUACAGAUUGUGUUCAUCAUUUGCAGACCUUUACAGUAGUGAGCUAUUUAUCAGUGUGUAUUUGUUUAAAUGUUGCUGUUACCCAUUCGUUUAAAAUUAUGUGAUGUAUUUCGGGGGUGGGGGUUGGGGGGGGGGGGGGGGGUAUGAUAAAUCUGUGAAAAUGUUACAACUAACCUGCAUAUAUUUUGGAUAUGAAACUUGAUAAAUCAAACUUGAAUAUAUGUGGGUGUAGAUUGAAGUAACAGACAUUAAUGUAAUUCACUCUUAUGCAUAUAUAUUUUGAUGACUGGGCCAUCAUUAAAAAAAACCCAACAUGUUCUGGUUUGCUGGAACCCAACUAACCAAGUGUGAUUGUGUGUGUGUUGUGUUUUGGCAUGAAUGUAUACAUGUUAGUAUGUACAGAUAUUGACCUGUAUUCAGCAGAUAAUCCAAGUAAAUGGGUGGAGGUGCUGGUCAAAUUAGCUUUUUUGGCAAAUGUGUUUUCUUAUCUUGGCCAAUGACAGCUUAAAGUGUUGCAGAGUCCGUUUUCAAGGCUAAUUGUUAAUACCAGAGAUGGUGUCUUUUGUUAAAAUAAGAGAAUCAGUAAUUAGUAACAGGUAGGUCACAGUGACCUAGUACCUGGUAAUGGUAUUCAGCACUCUUCCAUCCCAAAUUGUUCUUGCAUGUAAGGUUUGAUUAUCGUAAAUAGAAAUUAAUAUGGCAGAUAAACCUCAGACUAGGAUUCAUUUUAAUGUGCAGUAAACUGAAAAGUAGGUCACAGUGGCCUGGUAAUCAUAUGCAACAAAACCAUCCCAAGUUGUUUAUGCAUGUAAGGUUUGCACACAUCGGUAUCAAAAAUAUGGUUUAUGCUUCACAUUUCUAUCUUUUUCAUUCAAGAUUGUUCAGUAAAACCCUGUAGACUGAGAGAAUUCCGGUUUACAGAGGGUCCAGUUUUUAGGGGUUUCACUGAAUUUAUAAAAUAGUGCUCAAAAUGAAAAUGCUAGAUAUAUGGGAUCUCUCUAAACUGGAUAUAUGUUGAAGUUUAAAGAUCAUCUGGUGUAGGCAGGCUCCAUUGUAUAAUAUUUACAUUUUGAAACAAGAAUUAAUAAUUACGUUUGGCAAAAAACUGUAGUGCAACAUUGAAACACUCCAUGAUUUCCCUCGUUUCUCCCAAUUUAACUAAUUGAACUGAAUUUACGAAGCCUGUUAAAGCAUUGUAAAUGUAUCUAAAACAUAAACAAGCUUUGUAAGUUUGACCUUCCAUGAUUUACCUGGCUUCUCCCAUUGUAACUAAACACUCCAUGAUUUACCUGGCUUCUCCCAUUGUAACUAAACACUCCAUGAUUUACCUGACUUUACCUGACUUCUCCCAAUGUAACUAAACACUCCAUGAUUUACCUGGCUUCUCCCAUUGUAACUAAACACUCCAUGAUUUACCUGGCUUCUCCCAUUGUAACUAAACACUCCACGAUUUACCUGGCUUCUCCCAUUGUAACUAAACACUCCACGAUUUACCCGACUUCUCCCAGUGUAACUAAACACUCCAUGAUUUACCUGGCUUCUCGCAUUGUAACUGAACACUCCAUGAUUUACCUGGCUUCUCCCAGCGUAACUAAACACUCCAUGAUUUACCUGGCUUCUCGCAUUGUAACUCAACACUCCCAUGAUUUACCUGACUUCUCCCAGUGUAACUAAACACUCCAGGAUUUACCUGGAUUUUUUCAGUGUAACUAAACACUCCAUGAUUUACCUGGCUUCUCCCAUUGUAACUAAACACUCCAUGAUUUACCUGGCUUCUCCCAGUGUAACUAAACACUCCAUAAUUUACCUGGCUUCUCCCAGUGUAACUAAACACUCCAUAAUUUACCUGGCUUCUCCCAGUGUAACUAAACACUCUGUGAUUUACCUGACAUCUCCCAUUGUAACUAAACACUCACAAUUUACCUGGCUUCUCCCAGUGUAGGUUGCUUUUAUUAAAAAAAAAAUUAAUUAUUCACCGGCUAACGGUUAAUUAUGGCUUAUUUAUGUAGUGACAAAAACUUUAGUCAGUCCAGUGUAGCAACCAGUUUGUGAGUUCCUCGACUCUACAAUAUGUAUUUUAAAACAAAUUAAUCAUCAGUGAUUUAUAGUGACUUUUUGGAAUGGCUUAAAAAUUUUGAGAUCGUUCUUGAUAAAAUGUUGUACUUGUUCCAUUUAAUUUAAAGAAAUCAUUUAGUGGAUUGUGAACAGUAUUGUGAUGCUGAAACUGGCUCAAGUAUGUUUGAUUUACAGUUAUUUUUAGCAUGGGUGAAAGUACACUUUUAUUAGUUGAUAAUUCAUUAAUUUCCUUAUUUGUACAAACAGAAAUGUUAUUUUGCAACAAAAGUAUUGUAUAUGUUUCUUUAUUUUCCAGUUUGUUAUCCAUUUUAACAAAAACAUUUUAUGAUUAAAUACCUGUGAAUAUA
Messenger RNA from Gigantopelta aegis, 5670 nucleotides. RefSeq names its product cyclin-J-like. Bases 955 to 1947 code for a protein of 330 amino acids. NCBI's taxonomy places the organism in Eukaryota, Metazoa, Mollusca, Gastropoda, Neomphalida, Peltospiridae. Gene Ontology annotation, molecular function: cyclin-dependent protein serine/threonine kinase regulator activity. The record is from RefSeq and is a predicted model, not a curated record. Gene Ontology annotation, biological process: mitotic cell cycle phase transition; regulation of cyclin-dependent protein serine/threonine kinase activity. Gene Ontology annotation, cellular component: cyclin-dependent protein kinase holoenzyme complex; cytoplasm; nucleus. The transcript is spliced from 7 exons.